Molecule: messenger RNA, 3480 nt
Organism: Tachysurus fulvidraco (yellow catfish)
Lineage: Eukaryota; Metazoa; Chordata; Actinopteri; Siluriformes; Bagridae
Gene: ctdspl2a
Product: CTD (carboxy-terminal domain, RNA polymerase II, polypeptide A) small phosphatase like 2a
Exons: 13
Coding region: 815-2230 (471 amino acids)
Molecular function (GO): phosphoprotein phosphatase activity
Source: RefSeq, a predicted model, not a curated record
GUUGCUAUCGCGAUUCUGGUUUGAAUUUUUUCGGUUAGUUUGAUAUUAAACGGUUGUCUUCGUGCUGACGUCACAGAUAUGAUUGCUAGUUCAGUUUUAGUGUUUUUUCUUUUAUUUUUUGGACAAAUAAAUUAGUGUUUGAUAUGAAUAAAGGAUUUAUAUAGCUUAAAUGUAAGAUUAAUGUCAGGUUUGACUGAGUGGGGGAAAAGUCCUGACAAAUAGUGGAUAUUAGUACUGAAGUGGUGGAGAGACCUGAUAAUCAAUAACAAGUGUGAUGAUCUGAGGCAUAGUGCUGAUGGUGAAGUGGAAAAACUAAAGAUCUGAAUUCCUCCUGAGGAACCAGUUGCAGUCUCUGUGACCUCCAAGUUCAGCAAGUGAUGUUGAAUCAAAAUGAACGUUUACAGCAUGAACAGUGAACAGAGUAUCAUCAUUAACUUGUUAAUUGUCAGUAAGGUUUGUCUGAAGAGGUAACUAACUAUACGUCAGUCAUCAGAUUUAGUUUGGGUAAACAGAAGACAGAUAUGAUGAGGUCUGUGUUCCUUCUCUGUUCCUUGAUUUUGUAGCUUGAAUGCUGGAGAUCAAAAUCAUGGAAAUCAGUUCCAAUGACUUGCUUUCCAAAGUAAGUUGAACGCAGCAUUAGCAUGGGAGAAAUGGAACAGUUUGAGCAAGUAAAUAAAUCAAACGUUUAGUAAAGUGAAAAUCAACCAGCAUGACAGAGAAGAGGCUAAAAACUUCUUUAUUUUUUAUUUUAUUGCCAGUUUAUUUUUUUUAACACAGCAAAGUCUAUCAAGUCUUACAUGUGACUUUUGGGACAAUGAGGCUGAGAGUGCGCAAAGCAUCUCAGCAGCCAAGCAGCACCCCACCACCUGCCCGUACCACCAAGGCCAAGAGGAAGCACUCUGAAGUGGAGCACACCAGGUCCUCCGGAGGAGCCACCAUGCAGAAGAGUGACACUGGCAUCUUCUCCACCAUCAAGAGAUUCAUCAGGGGUAAUUCUGUCAAGGUGGAGCAGUGUACCCCUGCGAAGAAGAGCCGUGUGGAUUGUGAUUCUGACAGUAACUUGAUCACAUCCACCCCACCCACUGGGAACCUGUCCAGCAGAGCUAACCCUAGAACUCGCAGAAAAGGACCUGCCAAUGGAGACACCAUGGCAUGUCAGAGUAAACUGGUGAAGCCCAAUGGGAAGUUGGAGGUGCAGACUGAAGCCCCCAGCAGUCCACCUCGCUCCACCCUACUAGGAACCAUCUUUUCUCCGGUUUUCAACUUCUUCUCACCAGCCAACAAAAAUGCUACAUCAGGCUCAGACUCCCCGGGGCAGGCAGUCGAGGCUGAGGAGAUUGUUAAGCAGCUGGACAUGGAACAGCUGGAGGAGACCCCUACUAGCACUACCACAGACAGUAGCAGAGACAUCACAUUUGACCCAGCACUAAACCCAAGACCUCUGCUGCCUACAGAUGCAACUGAGGAAGAGGGGGAGAUUGUUACUGAGGCAGAUAUGCCACCUUUGACAGUGGUUGGAUCCAACAACAAUUACCCGGAUGUUCCAACCUCGCCCCCUGCAGAGGGGACAUAUGAAGAAGACUGGGAGGUUUUUGAUCCCUAUUUCUUCAUUAAGCAUGUUCCACCAUUGACCGAGGAGCAGCUUACACGCAAGCCAGCACUUCCACUCAAGACCAGGAGUACUCCAGAGUUCUCUCUCGUCCUGGAUCUGGAUGAGACAUUGGUCCACUGCAGUCUGAAUGAGCUGGAGGAUGCAGCACUGACAUUUCCUGUGCUUUUUCAAGACGUCAUUUACCAGGUGUAUGUACGGUUGCGGCCAUUCUUCAGAGAGUUUCUAGAGCGCAUGUCACAAAUCUAUGAGAUUAUUCUUUUUACUGCUUCCAAGAAAGUGUAUGCUGACAAGCUGUUGAACAUUCUGGAUCCUAAGAAACAGCUGGUUAGGCACAGAUUGUUUCGUGAGCAUUGCGUAUGUGUCCAAGGAAACUACAUCAAAGACCUUAACAUACUAGGGAGAGAUUUGUCCAAAACUAUAAUAAUUGACAACUCGCCUCAAGCCUUUGCAUACCAGCUGUCCAAUGGCAUCCCCAUUGAAAGCUGGUUUGUAGACAAGAAUGACAAUGAGCUCCUGAAGCUGGUCCCUUUCUUGGAGAAGCUGGUGGAAUUGAAUGAAGAUGUUCGGCCACACAUAAGAGAGAAGUUCCGCUUGCACGACCUCUUACCCCCUGAUUGAGGCAUCUGAUGCUCGCAGAUCCGUCUGACUGUUUUAGUAAAUUGGAUUUUCCAAAAAUGGGGGGACAGAAAUGUACACAACUUUGAACUCUAAUGAGGAUUUCAACUACCAUUUUACUUUUCCCAAUUAUGUUUUAUGUGGAAAUGGGGGUGGGUUGUCAAAUUUUAAAGGAAUGACUUUUGGGUAUGCAUACAUUUUAUAUAAACAUGUGAAUAUAAUUGUAAUUGAAGGAAAGAUCAAAAUUUCUCAGCUUUGACUGCCUAGCCACUCUACAGAUAUUUGUAUGGCCUGGCAAUGGAGGAGACUCAAAGCAAGUUUCUGUUCCCUUUUUUUGCCUAAAUUGGACUUCAUGUAAAGUGCUGUGGAGAAGAGGACUGAUGUCACUCCUUUUGGUGCUCAAGGGGACACUCUGCCCUCACUAGCCAUUGAUCAUUCAACCUUUCGGAAUGGCCAGUUAAUUAUGGUUUCAUAAACAUAUAAAUAUAUACAUAUUCAGUUGUGUGUAUAUGUAUAUAUAACAUUUGUACAUAUGUAUUUUCCUGUCAGGUUUGUAAAACGUUCCUUUUGCUCUUGAGUUCAACAUGCAUUCCUUUUAGUUGGAAGGCUUGUUUGAUAGAUAUGCUGACUUUUUAUUGAUUUUUACUAUAGGUUUGAAGUUUUAUUUUUAAAUGGCUUCUCUUAUGCUUUGUUUUAUAAAUGCUUUUAGACUGGUUUUAAAAAAGAAAAGAAAAAGGCAUCCAGUCAUCUGUAAGAUGCGUAGCAUAAUGAUGGGAGUGGGGUGGGUGGGUGUCAUAAUAAUGUAAAUCACAAAACUGUCUUUACUGCCUCUUGUGUAUUAUUCGCUGAUAUGACAAAUGAAUCAAGGCAUUUGGUUUAUGACUUUCACUUCGUAUGUUCUUUGGGGAGUUUUAAUGUUUUUAUUCAAUUGUUAGUUUGUUUUAUAUGCCAAGUAUAGGUAAAAUGUAAAAUGCUCUAUGUGCUUUUGAUUGCUUUUUCUGUGAAAAUAAUGCCUGGUCUCUUCAAGAAAUGUCUGGUAAAUGUAGCACCAGCACAUGGACUAGCCUGAUCGCUGCACAUGCGUCAUAUUCAGUGUUUUUCUCUAGCCAAUUCAAUCUUGCUUUUGAACUCAGUCCACUGUUUUAGGAAUCAUGUACAAUUCUACCUCUCUUUGAAGGGUAGACCCUGCAUUUCAUUCAGUGUUACCCCAAUGUUUUUUUCUAUGGACAUUAAUACAUUAUUUUUAUGUAUCA